CCGGGGAGGAAAAAAAAGAACGAACGAGCGAGCGAGAGAGAGAAAGGCGCUCUCCUCCUUUAAAAAAAAAAAAAAGUCAGCGCGAAGACUACGCCUCCCGGCGUGCCCCGCGCGGGCCGCGCGUGCGCGGUGUUAAAGUGGCCCCUGCGGGGUGAGGGCGGGGGAGAGGCGGCCAUCUUGUGCGAGAAGCGACCGGAGGCGCCAGGCAGGAAGCCCUGAAGGAGGCCGGAGGAAGGAAGAAAGGAAGGAAAGAAGGCAGGAAAGAAAGCAGGAAGGAAGGCAGGGAGAAGAAGCCGCGAGCAGAGCCGCCCGCCCGCCGCGGAGGAGCCGCCGCCGCCGCCGCCAUGAACCCCGAGUAUGAUUACCUGUUCAAGCUGCUUCUGAUUGGAGAUUCCGGUGUGGGGAAAUCCUGCUUGUUGCUACGGUUUGCCGAUGACACCUACACAGAGAGCUACAUCAGCACCAUCGGGGUAGACUUCAAGAUCCGAACUAUUGAACUGGAUGGCAAAACCAUUAAGCUGCAGAUUUGGGACACAGCUGGGCAGGAACGGUUCCGGACCAUCACGUCCAGCUACUACCGAGGGGCCCACGGCAUCAUCGUGGUUUACGACGUAACGGAUCAGGAAUCAUACAACAACGUCAAGCAGUGGCUGCAGGAGAUUGAGCGCUACGCCAGCGAGAACGUCAACAAGCUGCUCGUCGGCAACAAGUGCGACUUAACCACAAAGAAAGUGGUGGACUACACAACCGCCAAGGAGUUUGCCGAUUCACUCAGCAUCCCCUUCCUGGAGACGAGCGCCAAGAACGCCACCAACGUGGAGCAGUCCUUCAUGACGAUGGCGGCCGAGAUCAAGAAGCGGAUGGGCCCCGGGGCCACGGCCGGCGGGGACCGGCCCAACUUGAAAAUCGACAGCACUCCGGUGAAACAAGGAGGCGGUGGCUGUUGCUGAACGGGACACGAUGGCUUUGUGGGGAGGGGGGAGGAAAGGAGGGCUGGGGGGGCGCCUGGGACAGGCGGGGCAGCGGGGUCCUGCCCCCUCCCCACCGUCCAGCCCCCUCCCCCUCCUCUUCCUGGUUGUUUUUUUUUUUUUUUUUUUCAUUCUCUGAAGGGGGCUUUCCGGAUGAUACCUCCGUGCUGGAGGGGACGGGGCCUUCCUCCCUUCCAGCGCAGCUGCUACUCCGAGUUGGGGGUCUUGAGCUGUUUGUCCCCCCCCCUUCCCCUUUUAACUCUGGACAGGGAGGCGGGAGAGGCUGGUGGUCUCUCACCAGGCCAGGCUUUCCCUGCCCCUGGUUUUUUGGGGUGGGGGAACACAUCUCUGAUGGAUAGGGGAGACGGGGGGGGGCGCUCCCACUCCCUUUGGCGGGAUCUGGGCGGCAUUUUCUUUUACUGUAAGGGGGGGUCUCGGCUCCCUGCCUCCCCCUCUUCUCUCCCCAGCUCAGAUCUCUCUACUGCUGUUUGGUAGCCCAAGGUCGAGUGUUCCCAUCUCCGCCCUUCGGUCUGCCUGCUUCCUCCCCUCUUCCUCCUCUUCCUCCUCCUCCCCCUUUAAGUAGGAGGCCCCUCCCCAUCAAGGCUGUUGAGGCUGUUUCCCAUCCACCCCUUCCUUCCUUCCUUCCUUCCUUCCUUCCUUCCUUCCUUCCUUCCUUCCUUCCUUCCUUCCUUCCUUCCUUCCUUCCUUCGUGUUUCCUUUUUAUUCCACCCGGAUUUCUUUUUUUUUCCCAAGUGUCACGUCAUUCCUUCCCUGGCCCUUCCUGAAGCACCACCACCACCACCACCACUACUCCUCCUCCUCCUCCUUCCUCUUCUUUCUUCCUUUUUCUCCUCUCUUCUCAUCCUUCCUCUUCCCUCCUUCUUUCUUCUUUUCUUCUUCCUCCUCCUCCU
Molecule: messenger RNA, 1879 nt
Organism: Crotalus tigris (Tiger rattlesnake)
Lineage: Eukaryota; Metazoa; Chordata; Lepidosauria; Squamata; Viperidae
Product: ras-related protein Rab-1B
Exons: 6
Coding region: 345-950 (201 amino acids)
Molecular function (GO): GTPase activity; GTP binding
Source: RefSeq, a predicted model, not a curated record